AUGCCACUCAUACGCUUUGAGGAGGUGGCGAGGCACACGUCCCCGGAUGACUGCUGGGUCGCCCUGGGCGGCAAGGUCUAUAAUAUGACCAGUUUUCUUCCGGAUCACCCUGGUGGUCCGCAAAUUAUUAUCAAGAACGCGGGCAAGGACGUCACAAGGCUGUUCGAGGCGACACACCCGGCGGGGACCCUUGAAAAGUACCUGCCGAAAGAGUGCUAUCUGGGCGACCUGGACGCGAGCUCGGUGCCAGAUUCGGUAAAGCAAGCGCAGAAGAAGGAGGAGGAAGAGGAGAAGGCACGCCGCGCCAACGUCCCGCCUAUGGCGCAAUGCCUCAACUUGAACGACUUUGAGGCGGCCGGCCGCCAGGCUAUGAGCCCGGAGGCCUGGGCGUACUAUUCAUCGGCGGCCGAUGAUGAGCACACGUUGCGGGAGAACCGCAACGUCUUUGAGCGCAUCUGGUUCCGCCCGCGUAUCCUACGCAAUGUCAAGGAGGUCGACUGCAGCACCCAGCUGCUGGGCUACCCCAGCUCGAUGCCUGUGUACAUUACGGCCACGGCGCUGGGCCGCCUGGGGCAUCCCGAUGGUGAGCUCAACUUGACGCGUGGCGCCGCCCGCUCCGGAGUGAUCCAGAUGGUUCCGACACUGUCGUCGUGCUCCUUUGACGAGAUUGUCCAGGAGCGUCGGAAUGGGCUGCCACUGCAGUUCUUCCAGUUUGACCGCAAAGUGGUGCUCGAUAUGCUGCGACGCGCCGAGGAGGCCGAUAUCAAGGCCAUCUUUGUCACGGUCGAUGCGCCGCAGCUGGGCCGUCGCGAAAAGGACAUGCGCAUGCACUUUGGCGGUGAAGGCUCCAAUGUGCAAGGAGGCACUGUAGAGAAGCGCGACGAGGGCGCGGCGCGUGCGAUCUCGACGUUCAUUGACCCGAGCUUUGACUGGGACGACCUGCUAUUCAUUACGCGCAACACCAGGCUGCCAGUCCUGCUCAAGGGCGUGCAAACGUGGGAGGACGUGGUGCUAGCGUGCGAGAUGGGUCUGGCCGGUGUUGUACUGUCGAACCACGGCGGCCGCCAGCUCAACUUUGCACCGCCGGCCAUCGCGGUGCUCGAGGAGGCAGUGCAUGAGCUGAAGAAGCGCCACAUGUUCCCCAACAAAAACUUCCAACUGUUUGUUGAUGGCGGCUUCCGCCGCGGCACCGAUGUGCUCAAGGCCAUUGCGCUGGGUGCGACCGCGGUCGGCGUCGGCCGCCCUCUCCUGUAUGCCUAUUCGGCCUAUGGCAGUGACGGCGUUGUACGUGCGCUCGAGUUGUUGCGUGAUGAGAUUGAGAUGGAUAUGCGCCUGCUCGGCGCACGCACACUCCAGGAGGUCGUGCCGGAGAUGCUAGACUUGCGCGCGAUGCACGCGCGGGGCGCUGUUAGCCAUUUGUAG
This is a messenger RNA of Malassezia sympodialis ATCC 42132, 1422 nucleotides long. RefSeq lists its product as uncharacterized. Bases 1 to 1422 code for a protein of 473 amino acids. The record is from RefSeq and is a predicted model, not a curated record. Gene Ontology annotation, molecular function: L-lactate dehydrogenase (cytochrome) activity; heme binding. NCBI's taxonomy places the organism in Eukaryota, Fungi, Basidiomycota, Malasseziomycetes, Malasseziales, Malasseziaceae. The transcript has 2 exons. Gene Ontology annotation, biological process: lactate metabolic process.